This is a messenger RNA of Durusdinium trenchii, 1317 nucleotides long. The record is from the annotation of a GenBank genome assembly. Lineage: Eukaryota; Dinophyceae; Suessiales; Symbiodiniaceae.
AUGAUUUUCUAUGGCUUCCAGGAGUUUGUGACUCAUGGUUUUGUGGCUUUGAUGCUGGGAGCGACGCUGGCGCUGAUCUUGGCGGGUACAGCGGCUUUGAUGGUCUUCAUCCUGCUGAAGUGGGUCCUGGUUGGCAGGCUGGAGCCAGGGCGCAGGCCGAGCUGCUGGAGGCUGGUGACCUGGAUCUUGCCCAGCGCGCAGCUCUUCAUCUCCUCCGUUCCGGAGUGCCUCCUACGUUUGGCGCUCCUCCUGCUGGGUGCGAACGUGAGCUCGGACGCCUUCCUGACGAUGCCCAGCUGGUUGACGGCGCUGAAAGGCGGUGAGCUGGUCACCGUGGAGUCCCAGAGCUUCCUGGGAGGCCUGGCAGAUUUUGCUCUCGAAGGUGAAGAGCAGUUGCACUCAGUGCGCAUUCGCCAAAAGUGCUAUUUGGGCGCUGGGAGCUAUCUCGAUUUUGGAUGUUGCAUGGAUGAGGGCGCUUCAGUGGCAGCGCUGAGCUACCUGCCGCCCCGGUCCCAGCUUCAAUCUGCUCGGACCUACCUGGGGAACCCCGCCACCGCACACGCCUCCGCGUGGACUGCGAGGAAUCCGAACGUGGCGCCUGACGGGGUAGGGUGGGCUGAGUGGGUGUGGCAGGAGGUUUUCCUAUCCACUGUGCAGAGAGCAAUCAGCUUGCAGCCUUUGCUGCUACCCUUGUUUUUUUCCUUUUGGACCAAGUACUUCUUUUCUCCGGCAUCUUCUUCCUCGGACCUUCGAACCUUUGCCACCAGCUUCUGCCUGAUCAGCAUCGCUGGAUAUUUUCUGGGCCUCCUGCUCUGCGUGGUCAUCUACUGGUGCUGCGUUGGGACCCUGAAGGCCAUCUGCCGCGACUGGCCGGAGCUGACGCUCACGAAAGGCACUGGGGGCUUUCACCUUUGGAAGACCGUGAUGGAGCUCUUAUUAUUUUCCCGGCUCUGGACUUCCUUGUUGCUCUCCACGCCAUACUUUCCCGUCUUUUUGCGGCUACUGGGCGCACGGAUUGGCAAAGGAGUGAACUUCGAUGAGGAGUUGGGUUUGCACGAGCCGUGGCUCCUGGUGAUGGGCGAUCAUUGCCAGCUGGGCAUGGCACGGCUUUCACCACACUCCCUGGAGAUCGAUGGAUCGAUCACCUUGCAACGGCUCCUGAUUGGCUCCAACGUCUCGCUCCUUGAGGAUGCCACGGUCUUCGGCGGAACCCAGGUACCAGAUCGUUGUGUCCUGGGCUCCUUCUGUCGACCGCUGAAGGGGCAACACUUGCUCGCGCGUGAGUAUCACUCGACGCCCGCUGAGCCGGUAGGAUGA